Trypanosoma grayi is the source of this 1143-nucleotide messenger RNA. Its product is annotated as putative calpain-like cysteine peptidase. Lineage: Eukaryota; Euglenozoa; Kinetoplastea; Trypanosomatida; Trypanosomatidae. The transcript has a single exon. The coding region runs from base 1 to 1143 and encodes 380 amino acids. The record is from RefSeq and is a predicted model, not a curated record.
AUGACGAUGCACUCGACCCCGGCUAGCGGGGGCGGUGUGGAUAUGGAGUCCUAUACAGCCGCGGGGCUUUCGUACAAUGUACAGCAGCUGCAGGCGGAGUUCCACGUGCUCUCGCCCUGCGAGGCAUACAAGGAGUUGUGCCAGCGCUACCAGUGCCGUUCCAUAACAGCAGUCGCUGCGAUGUUCUCCAGCCACGUGGGCCAGUGGAAUGCGACAACUGAGCUGAACCUCUCGCGGUCAUACGUCGGCCCGAAGGGCAUCCGGCCGGUGGUGGAGUUGUGCAAGCGGCUCUCCGCCCUCAAGUCGUUGAACUGUGCCGACAACUAUCUGACAAAUGAUUCGGUGUACUUUCUAACACGGAUGGCGAUGUACCACCCGGCGCUGGAACGCAUUGAGCUUAGUGGCAACGAGUUCAUCUCGUGGACGGGCGGUACUUACCUGGCGGAGCUGGUUGUGCGCAACACCAACGUGAAGGAGGUGGGCAUGCGCCGCACCGCCAUCCCGCCGCGCGUCGCGGAGGCGGUAUUCGAACAGACGCGACGCAACUGCGUCCUCGCAUGCCAGGCGGUGGGACGACUGCCGAAACCAAGCAGCCACCCCUCGGCGAUCCACCUGCGUGCGAUGAAGCGCUUCUUCCUCGAGAUGCAGGAAGACGGCACCGUACCCGCGACAGCGCUCGUCGCGGGGUUCCGUGAGCGGCUGCGCAUUCUCGGCCGCGAGCGCGAUAUCAGCAUGUACACGGAUGCGUUCUUCGAGGACCUCUGCCGCCGCGUGCCACUCAAGCGCAUCCCGUGGGAGGCGUUUCUCGUGACGCUGCGAAUGGACGGGGGCGUGUAUGACGCCGACCUCGUGAAGGAGCUGCAGCGCGUCUUUUUGGAGUUCAAUGUCGAGCCCACCGCCGGGCUGGAGGGCUUCGUGGAGGUGCGUGAUCUAGCCGCUAUUCACGCGCGCCUGUAUGGCGAGCCGCCGACGGAGGAGGAGGUCUCCAGCCUUCGAAACCAGCUUGGGCUUGAUGAGACCAUGACGCUUCACUGGGACGAGUUUCUUGCGUUGAUGUACAGUCGUGGACCGAGGGACAAGGUGAAUGUGGUGGGGUGGAUGCUGACGCCGCUCGGCGAUACCACAGCUGUGCUUCACUUUUGA